GCAGCCCCCAUGGCCCCCAAGGCGGAGGCAAAGCCCAAAUGCAAGAUUUCAGCCUCCCGCAAGCUGUCAUUGAAGAUCCUCUUGCUGACUCGUGCAACAGAACAGCUGGAGGCAGAGAAGGCUGCAAGAGAGGAGGAGAAGGUCCGCUACCUGGGAGAGAAGCUUCCACCACUGCAGCUCGUUGGCUUAGACAUGGAUGACCUGCAUAAACUCUGUAAGCAGAUUCAUGAAAAGAUUGAUAUAGUGGAUGAGGAGCGGUACGACUGUGAGGCCAAAGUCAUCAAGAACAACAGAGAUAUCCACGAAUUGAACCUAAAGGUGCAGGACCUCGGAGGGAAGUUCAAGAAGCCCGCUCUGAGGAAGGUGAGAGUGUCGGCAGAUGAGAUGCUGAAAGCUCUCUUUGGAUCCAAAAACAAGGGCUCCAUGGACCUGAGGGCAAACCUCAAAUCUGUGAAGAAAGAGGACAUCAAACAAGAGAAGGAGCUGAACUUGGAGGUGGGUGACUGGCGAAAGAACGUUGAGGCCAUGUCUGGUAUGGAGGGCAGGAAGAAGAUGUUCGAUGCAUGAUGAUAGAGAGUAAGAAUCAAAUGGAAAUUGGUAUAAUA
This is a messenger RNA of Epinephelus fuscoguttatus (brown-marbled grouper), 605 nucleotides long. It is a transcript of the gene tnni1c, whose product is annotated as troponin I, skeletal, slow c. Bases 10 to 567 code for a protein of 185 amino acids. The transcript has 6 exons. Gene Ontology annotation, cellular component: troponin complex. Gene Ontology annotation, biological process: muscle contraction. Lineage: Eukaryota; Metazoa; Chordata; Actinopteri; Perciformes; Serranidae. The record is from RefSeq and is a predicted model, not a curated record.